CAGCUACUUUAGCUAGCUAGCUAAGAAGCUAACAUCUGCCAAAUGCAAGAAAUAAAACAUCACACACCUCGAGGUAAGAAACACUCAAGCAACAGUAAAAACAUUAAACACGGUACAAGUUCUACCUGCAGGUGACUUGCUUCGUGUUCAUGUUUUAUCCUCAAUAAUAUUGGGGCAACGGUAUUUAUGUUCCCGUUGUCACGUUUGAGUGCAAGCAAAAACUUCCGCCUAUAAACCACCAGACUCGAUGAACGAAAGGUUCCGAGGGGAAGGUUCAAGACGGGUAAGCAGCCAGGACUCUCGAGCAUACGACAUGUAUGUUUAAAUACGAUUAUCUUUAAGAAUACAUAGUUAUUCUUUAUGAAUAAAACAUUUUUUAACGCGUUCAAAUUGCUUCCUUCUUUAGCAACGUGUGUCACCUCGCUCAUGUAUUUCCCGGUUGAACCUUCCAAUGGACUGCACUGUCUUGAAGUUUAACCAUUGUGGAAGAAAAAUCUAUAGUUUUGACAAAAAUAAGCUCCAAACAGAAAACACAGGGCGAAAAUGCCCAAUCUGUCAGGAGCAGAUGAGAUUCAGCCUCCUCGAGGCACCUGUCAUAGUUCCGUGUCCAUUUAGUAAUGGACACAAGGUCCGGUGCGCCUUCCUCAUUGGAUCCUCACUGGGACCUGCUUUUCUCAGGUAAAAUCAACACUUUACUGAUAUUCUUACUGUAUAUCUUACUCAUAUUGUCAACAACUGUUUAUUUUUGCAACAUUGAAUGUUAAAAUGUAAAUCAUUUUAAAUGUGUAUCUUCCCCUUUCAUGUGUCUUCCUGACCGGACCUGUCAUGGUGUUUGUCACAGUGAAUGGCAGGACUCUGAGCUGCAUGUUGGAGUUACUAACUCACAAGGUGCCUUCAGAUUAGUUUACUUGCAGUUUGUGUGAGUUAGACUGGACUAGGUAACUAGAUCUGAUGUCUGUGUGUGUGUUCAAGGUGUGGUGUACAGCUACACCUCCUCAGGAGUCCAGAGAGAGGACCAGGGCUGGGAGCAGUGCCUCUGUGUGCCGCUGGUGGCCCCCGGGACUGGCAGCUUUGGAACAAUGUGGGACACUGAGCUGGAACAGUUCUCCCUCCUCUCCACCUGGUCACGACACAGGUGAAUAUUACGAAUGGAAAUAGUACAUUCUGAAAACCUAAUAGUUAAAGAUGGUGGUGCCACUUUAGAAAUCCCACAUAAAGAAUACCUUUAAUAUAAAGGGGUUCUAAGUAGUUUACAAUAACAAAAACUUCAACAUGAUUAUUUUGUUUAAGACAGAGUAAUACAACUGUAUACAGUGAGCUCCAAAAGUAUUGGUACUGUGACACAUGUUUUGUUUUUGCUCUGUACUCCAGCACUUUGGAUUUGAACGGAUACAAAUAAUUUGAGGGUAUUUUCAUCCAUUUCAGGUGAACCGUUUAGAAAUUACAGCUUUUUGCACAUAGUCCCCACAUUUUAGGGAACCAAAAGUAUUGGGACACUUGUGUAUUAAAGUAGCAAAAAGUUAAGUAUUUGGUCCCAUAUUCAUAGCACGCAGUGACUACAUGAAGCCUGUGACUCUACAAACUUGUUGGAUGUAUUUGCUGUUUGUUUUGGUUGGGUUUCAGAUUAUUUUGUGCCCAAUAAAAAUGAAUGCUAAAUAAUGUAUUGUGUCAUUUUGGAGUCACUGUUAUUGUAAAUAAGAAUUGAAUAUGUUUCUAAACACUUCUACAUUCAUGUGGAUGCUACCAUGAUUACAGGUAAUCAAUCCUGAAUGAAUCGUGAAUAAAGAUGAGUGAGAAAGUUAGACGCACAAAUAUCAUACCCCCAAGACAUGCUAACCUCUCACCAUUACAAUAACAGAGGCAUUUUUGGGGGGUAUGAUAUGUGCAUCUAACUUUCUCACUCAUUAUUAUUCACAAUUCAUUCAGGAUUAUUCAUAAUCAUAAUAUGGGACCAAAUACUGAAUUUGUCCCAAUACAUUUGGGUCCCUAAAAUGGGGGGACUACUGUAUGUACAAAAAGUGCUGUAAUUUUUACGGAUGAAAAUACCCUCAAAUUAAAGCUGACAGUCUGCCCUUUAACCUUAGUCAUUGUAUCAUUUCAAAUCCAAAGUGGAGUACAGAGCCAAAACAACAACACGUGUCACUAUUGAAGCUCACUGUAUUUGCUCCAGGUUUGAAGAGGAGCGGGAGUUUGGCUCGUGUUGCUAUGGCUUUGCCCUGUCCUUCCUGAACCAGCUGAGGAGAGCAGAGGGCAGAGAGUCAGUCACCAGGGAUGACUUCACACAGCAACAUGUCCUGCCCCAUGUUAAGACUGCCUCCAAAUACAUCACAGUCUACCAAGAGAUCCAUCAACAUGGUUUCUACAUAGCUGAUUAUUAAGAUGCUUGUAUUUAGUGUAAUUUUCGUUGGGGUUUGGGAUAAAGCUUAAGGACCUUCCGUUGGACCUUGUAUACAAUUGGACAAUAAAAUAAUAUUCUUCUUUUGCUAUUGUUAAUGCAUAGUUGUUGGUCGGCACAGAUAAAUCCUGAUGCUUUUCAUUUUUAAAAAGUAAUUUACUUUGUCUGCUCAAGGGUGUAAAAUACAAACUUUCACAAAAGCUCUGACGAAGGCCCGGAGGCCGACACGUAAGCUUGAAUAAAAGAAGUUAUACUAGCAAGAGCAGUGUGCGGGGUUAAUUUUUCUAUCAAGUAAUCACAUUAUUCACAAUCAACUGCAACCAGACAACUCAGAAGUGGGAGUGUUUUUUAAAUGAUCUCUGUAAAGGAAACCAUACUGCAUAGUAGCGUACAUGGAAAAACUAUCUCCAACAAACACUGAAACAAUACAUGUGUUAACACCACACCAUGUGUAAAUGACAACACCAAACAAAAUAUAAUUAUUGUAAAAUUGACUGUGUCCAUAAAAUAUAUAUAGUAUGUAUAGGGCGGCAGGUAGCUUAGUGGUUGAGAGCGUUGUGCCAGUAACCGAAAGGUCGCUGGUUCUAAUCCCCGAGCCGACUAGGUGAAAAAUCUGUCUAUGUGCCCUUGAGCAAGGCACUUAACCCUAAUUGCUCCUGUAAGUCGCUCUGGAUAAGAGCGUCUGCUAAAUGACUAAAAUGUAAAUGUAUAAGCUGGAAGUAGAGGCCUAAGCAUUGUUGUUCACUAGUUUACUCCAAUUAAGGGAGGGGUGGUGGGGUUGGAAAGUAAAAAAAUAUAUAUUUUUAAAGGAUGUAUGUAUGUAUGUGUAUAAACUCAGCAAAAAAAGAAACGUCCCUUUUUCAGGACCCUGUCUUUCAAAGAUAAUUAGUAAAAAUCCAAACAACUUCACAGAUCUUCAUUGUAAAGGGUUUAAACACUGUUUCCCAUGCUUGUUCAAUGAACCAUAAACAAUUAAUGAACAUGCACCUGUGGAACGGUCGUUAAGACACCAACAGCUUACAGACGGUAGGCAAUUAAGGUCACAGUUAUGAAAACUUAGGACACUAAAGAGGCCUUUCUACUGACUCUGAAAAACACCAAAAGAAAGAUGCCAAGGGUCCCUGCUCAUCUGCGUGAACGUGCCUUAGGCAUACUGCAAGGAGGCAUGAGGACUGCAGAUGUGGCCAGGGCAAUACAUUUUUAACGUUUAACAUUUAAGACUCCCGAGUGGCGCAGUGGUCUAAGGCACUGCAUCGCAGUGCUAGCUGUGCCACUAGAGAUCUUGGUUCGAGUCCAGGCUCUGUCGCAGCCGGCCGCGACCGGGAGACCCAUGGGCGGCGCACAAUUUUUAAAAUAAAAAUAUCAACAACAAAAAAAAUAACAUGUAUGCAUUCACUAACUGUAAGUGGCUCUGGAUAAGAGCGUCUGCUAAAUGACUCAUUAACUGUAAGUGGCUCUGGAUAAGAGCGUCUGCUAAAUGACUCACUAACUGUAAGUGGCUCUGGAUAAGAGCGUCUGCUAAAUGACUCACUAACUGUAAGUGGCUCUGGAUAAGAGCGUCUGCUAAAUUACUCAUUAACUGUAAGUCGCUCUGGAUAAGAGCGUCUGCUAAAUGACUCACUAACUGGAAGUGGCUCUGGAUAAGAGCGUCUGCUAAAUGACGUAAAUGUAAAAAGUCAUUUAGCAGACGCUCUUAUCCAGAGCUACUUACAAAUUGGUGCAUUCAACUUAGGAUAGCCAGUGGGCCAACCACCCUUUUUUUUUUUUUUAUGGGGGGUGGGGGAGGGGGGGUAGAAGGAUUAUUGUUAUCCCAUUCCAGGUAUUCCUUAAAGAGGUAGGGUUUCAAGUGUCUCCGGAAGGUGGUCAGUGACUCCGCUGUCCUGGCGUCGGGGGGGAGCUUGUUCCACCAUUGGGGUGUCAGAGCAGCGAAUAGCUUUGACUGGGCUGAGCGGGAACUGUGCUUCCGUAGAGGUAGGGGGGCUAGCAGGCCAGAGGUGGAUGAACGUAGUGCCCUCGUUUGGGUGUGGGGUCUGAUCAGAGCCUGAAGGUAAGGAGGUGCCAUUCCCCUCACAGCUCCGUAGGCAAGCACCAUGGUUUUGUAAUAGAUGCGAGCUUCAACUGGAAGCCAGUGGAGUGUGCGGAGGAGCGGGGUGACAUGAGAGAACUUGGGAAGGUUGAACACCAGACGGGCUGUGGCAUUCUGGAUGAGUUGUAGGGGUUUAAUGGCACAGGCAGGGAGCCCAGCCAACAGCGAGUUGCAGUAAUCAAGUGCCUGGAUUGACAAGUGCCUGGAUUAGGACCUGUGCCGCUUUCUGUGUAAGGUAGGUUCGUACUCUGCGAAAGUUGUAGAGCAUGAACCUGCAGGAUCGGGUCACCGCUUUGAUGUUAGCGGAGAACAACAGGGUGUUGUCCAGGGUCACGCCAAGGUUCUUUGUACUCUGGGAGGAGGACACAAUGGAGUUGUCAACCGUGAUGGCGAGAUCAUGGAGCGGAGAGUCCUUCCCCGGGAGGAAGAGCAGCUCCAUCUUGCCGAGGUUCAGCUUGAGGUGGUGAUCCGACAUCCACACUGAUAUAUCUGCCAGACAUGCAGAGAUGCGAUUCGCCACCUGGUUAUCAGAAGGGGGAAAGGAGAAAAUGAAUUGUGUGUCAUCUGCGUAGCAAUGAUAGGAGAGACCAUGUGAGGAUAUGACAGAGCCAAGUGACUUGGCGUAUAGAGAGAAUAGGAGAGGGCCUAGAACUAAGCCGUGGAGGACACCAGUGGUGAGAGCACGUGGUGCGGAGACAGAUUCUCGCCACGCCACCUGGUAGGAGCGACCUGUCAGAUAGGACGCAAUCCAAGAGCGAGAGUUUUCCACUUGUGUGGGUUGUAGACUCCGUCUCAUGCUACCACUAGAGUGAAAGCACUGCCAGCAUUCAAAAGUAACCAAAACAUCAGCCAGGAAGCAUAGGAACUGAGAAGUGGUCUGUGGUCACCACCUGCAAAACCAGUCCUUUAUUGGGGGUGUCUUGCUAAUUGCCUAUAAUUUCCACCUGUUGUCUAUUCCAUUUGCACAACAGCAUGUGAAAUGUAUUGUCAAUCAGUGUUGCUUCCUAAGUGGACAGUUUGAUUUCACAGAAGUGUGAUUGACUUGGAGUUACAUUGUGUUGUUUAAGUGUUCCCUUAAUUUUUUUGAGCAGUGUAUAUUUGCGGGGAAAAAACAUAUGGGGGAUUGGAAGUGAUGCAGACAAUUACAUUGAUGGAAGUUACAAUCUAUCUGCAAUAUUAAAGCUGAUCUACCCCCUAAAAACAAACACACAUAAAAAAAUACAAAAAAUACAAAUAAAAACGUGUUAUUAACAACACCACACCACACCAUGUGUUAUUGAUAACACCACACCACACCAUGUGUUAUUGACCACACCACACCAUGUGUUAUUGACAACACCACACCAUGUGUUAUUGACAACACCACACCAUGUGUUAUUGACAACACCACACCAUGUGUUAUUGACAACACCACACCAUGUGUUAUUGACAACACCACACCAUGUGUUAUUGACAACACCACACCAUGUGUUAUUGACAACACCACACCAUGUGUUAUUGACAACACCACACCAUGUGUUAUUGACCACACCACACCAUGUGUUAUUGACAACACCACACCACACCAUGUGUUAUUGACAACACCACACCAUGUGUUAUUGACAACACCACACCAUGUGUUAUUGACAACACCACACCAUGUGUUAUUGACAACACCACACCAUGUGUUAUUGACAACACCACACCAUGUGUUAUUAACAACACCACACCACACCAUGUGUUAUUGACAACACAACACCACACCAUGUGUUAUUGACAACACCACACCAUGUGUUAUUGACAACACCACACCAUGUGUUAUUGGCAAUACCACACCAUGUGUUAUUGACAAAACCACACCAUGUGUUAUUGACAACACCACACCAUGUGUUAUUGGCAACACCACACCAUGUGUUAUUGACAACACCACACCAUGUGUUAUUGACCACACCACACCAUGUGUUAUUGACAACACCACACCACACCAUGUGUUAUUGACAACACCACACCAUGUGUUAUUGACAACACCACACCAUGUGUUAUUGACAACACCACACCAUGUGUUAUUGACCACACCACACCAUGUGUUAUUGACAACACCACACCAUGUGUUAUUGACAACACCACACCAUGUGUUAUUGACAACACCACACCAUGUGUUAUUGACAACACCACACCAUGUGUUAUUGGCAACACCACACCAUGUGUUAUUGACAACACCACACCACACCAUGUGUUAUUGACAACACCACACCACGUGUUAUUGACCACACCACACCACAUGUUAUUGACCACACCACACCAUGUGUUAUUGACAACACCACACCACACCAUGUGUUAUUGACAACACCACACCACACCAUGUGUUAUUGACAACACCACACCACACCAUGUGUUAUUGACAACACCACACCAUGUGUUAUUGACAACACCACACCAUGUGUUAUUGACAACACCACACCAUGUGUUAUUGACAACACCACACCACACCAUGUGUUAUUGACAACACCACACCAUGUGUUAUUGACAACACCACACCACACCAUGUGUUAUUGACAACACCACACCAUGUGUUAUUGACAACACCACACCAUGUGUUAUUGACAACACCACACCAUGUGUUAUUGACAACACCACACCACACCAUGUGUUAUUGACCACACCACACCAUGUGUUAUUGACAACACCACACCAUGUGUUAUUGACAACACCACACCAUGUGUUAUUGACAACACCACACCAUGUGUUAUUGACAACACCACACCAUGUGUUAUUGACAACACCACACCAUGUGUUAUUGACAAACACCACACAUGUGUUAUUGACAACACCACCACCAUUUGUUAUUGACCACACCACACCAUGUGUUAUUGACAACACCACCACCAUGUGUUAUUGACAACACCACACCAUGUGUUAUUGACAACACCACACCAUGUGUUAUUGACCACACCACACCAUGUGUAUGACAACAACACCCACACCAUGUGUUAUUGACAACACCACACCAUGUGUUAUUGACAACACCACACCACACCAUGUGUUAUUGACAACACCACACCAUGUGUUAUUGACAACACCACACCAUGUGUUAUUGACAACACCACACCACACCAUGUGUUAUUGACAACACCACACCAUGUGUUAUUGACAACACCACACAUGUGUUAUUGACAACACCACACCAUGUGUUAUUGACAACACCACACUACACCAUGUGUUAUUGACAACACCACACCAUGUGUUAUUGACCACACCACACCAUGUGUUAUUGACAACACCACACCAUGUGUUAUUGACAACACAACACCAUGUGUUAUUGACAACACCACACCACACCAUGUGUUAUUGACAACACCACACCAUGUGUUAUUGACAACACCACACCACACCAUGUGUUAUUGACAACACCACACCACACCAUGUGUUAUUGACAACACCACACCAUGUGUUAUUGACAACACCACACCAUGUGUUAUUGACAACACAACACCACACCAUGUGUUAUUGACAACACCAAAUCAUGUGUUAUUGACAAAACCACACCAUGUGUUAUAGGACUUAACUUAACCCUUUACAGUGAGCUAUUUAGACAGUAUAGGACUGACCCUAACCCUAACCCUUUACUGUGAGCUAUUUAGACAGUAUAGGACUGACCCUAACCCUUUACUGUGAGCUACCUAGACAGUAUAGGACUGACCCUAACCCUAACCCUUUACAGUGAGCUAUUUAGACAGUAUAGGACUGACCCUAACCCUAACCCUUUACAGUGAGCUAUUUAGACAGUAUAGGACUGACCCUAACCCUAACCCUUUACAGUGAGCUAUUUAGACAGUAUAGGACUGACCCUAACCCUUUACAGUGAGCUAUUUAGACAGUAUAGGACUGACCCUAACCCUAACCCUUUACAGUGAGCUAUUUAGACAGUAUAGGACUGACCCUAACCCUUUACAGUGAGCUAUUUAGACAGUAUAGGACUGACCCUAACCCUAACCCUUUACAGUGAGCUAUUUAGACAGUAUAGGACUGACCCUAACCCUUUACAGUGAGCUACCUAGACAGUAUAAUACUGACCCUAACCCUAACCCUUUACUGUGAGCUAAGGACUGAGCAAAACACAGGACUGCCGAACAGAGGAGUAUGGGGACAGGAUAGGUGCAACCUGAUAGGCCCCAGACGAUCUGUGACAAAUGAGAAGGUUGUGUGAGUUGAGCGUCACAGACCAGAGAGGUUAAAUUACCCUGCUCUCCUGCUAGGGUGUUCGUGGUUAAAUUACCCUGCUCUCCUGCUAGGGUGUUCGUGCGAAGACCUAGCACUGGGUAGGGAACUUAGUAAGCUACCUAGUAGGGAAGCUCUAUUUGCUCUGUUUCCAUGGAGAAAAAGAGUGUGAUUAAGUUCAGCCACUGUCAGAAGGAUAUCUUCUGUUUCUACGUCCCAGAGAAAUGUCCAGAGUGUGGAGUGAGCUUCAUCGGUGGCAGGCUGGAGCAGGCUCCUAUCAGUAUCCCCAACCCAUUUUCUAAUGGACACAAGACUCCAUGCUGCUUCCUGGUCGCACCUGCUGAGGAAAACAACCUCAGGUAACCAAUGACUACUGUGUUGGUGUAAAAGGCAACAUGCAAUUCUUAGCAGAUGAACCCUAACCCUUAGGACUAACCCUAACCCUAACCCAUGGACAGCUGUUCCACACAUCAUAUUGCUGUGUUUAGGGAGAUAGGGUUAGGACUACUGGGAUUACAGACAAUAUAUGACCAAUCUACAGAGAUUGACUGUAGAUUGAUAUUGCUGUGUUUAGGGAGUUAGGGUUAGGACUACUGGGAUUACAGACAAUAUAGGACCAAUCUACAGAGAUUGACUGUAGAUUGAUAUUGCUGUGUUUAGGGAGUUAGGGUUAGGACUACUGGGAUUACAGACAAUAUAGGACCAAUCUACAGAGAUUGAAUGUAGAUUGAUAUUGCUGUGUUUAGGGAGUUAGGGUUAGGACUACUGGGAUUACAGACAAUAUAUGACCAAUCUACAGAGAUUGAAUGUAGAUUGAUAUUGCUGUGUUUAGGGAGUUAGGGUUAGGACUACUGGGAUUACAGACAAUAUAUGACCAAUCUACAGAGAUUGACUGUAGAUUGAUAUUGCUGUGUUUAGGGAGUUAGGGUUAGGACUACUGGGAUUACAGACAAUAUAGGACCAAUCUACAGAGAUUGACUGUAGAUUGAUAUUGCUGUGUUUAGGGAGUUAGGGUUAGGACUACUGGGAUUACAGACAAUAUAGGACCAAUCUACAGAGAUUGAAUGUAGAUUGAUAUUGCUGUGUUUAGGGAGUUAGGGUUAGGACUACUGGGAUUACAGACAAUAUAUGACCAAUCUACAGAGAUUGACUGUAGAUUGAUAUUGCUGUGUUUAGGGAGUUAGGGUUAGGACUACUGGGAUUACAGACAAUAUAUGACCAAUCUACAGAGAUUGACUGUAGAUUGAUAUUGCUGUGUUUAGGGAGUUAGGGUUAGGACUACUGGGAUUACAGACAAUAUAGGACCAAUCUACAGAGAUUGAAUGUAGAUUGAUAUUGCUGUGUUUAGGGAGUUAGGGUUAGGACUACUGGGAUUACAGACAAUAUAGGACCAAUCUACAGAGAUUGACUGUAGAUUGAUAUUGCUGUGUUUAGGGAGUUAGGGUUAGGACUACUGGGAUUACAGACAAUAUAGGACCAAUCUACAGAGAUUGACUGUAGAUUGAUAUUGCUGUGUUUAGGGAGUUAGGGUUAGGACUACUGGGAUUACAGACAAUAUAGGACCAAUCUACAGAGAUUGACUGUAGAUUGAUAUUGCUGUGUUUAGGGAGUUAGGGUUAGGACUACUGGGAUUACAGACAAUAUAGGACCAAUCUACAGAGAUUGACUGUAGAUUGAUAUUGCUGUGUUUAGGGAGUUAGGGUUAGGACUACUGGGAUUACAGACAAUAUAGGACCAAUCUACAGAGAUUGAAUGUAGAUUGAUAUUGCUGUGUUUAGGGAGUUAGGGUUAGGACUACUGGGAUUACAGACAAUAUAGGACCAAUCUACAGAGAUUGAAUGUAGAUUGAUAUUGCUGUGUUUAGGGAGUUAGGGUUAGGACUACUGGGAUUACAGACAAUAUAUGACCAAUCUACAGAGAUUGACUGUAGAUUGAUAUUGCUGUGUUUAGGGAGUUAGGGUUAGGACUACUGGGAUUACAGACAAUAUAGGACCAAUCUACAGAGAUUGACUGUAGAUUGAUAUUGCUGUGUUUAGGGAGUUAGGGUUAGGACUACUGGGAUUACAGACAAUAUAGGACCAAUCUACAGAGAUUGAAUGUAGAUUGAUAUUGCUGUGUUUAGGGAGUUAGGGUUAGGACUACUGGGAUUACAGACAAUAUAUGACCAAUCUACAGAGAUUGACUGUAGAUUGAUAUUGCUGUGUUUAGGGAGUUAGGGUUAGGACUACUGGGAUUACAGACAAUAUAUGACCAAUCUACAGAGAUUGACUGUAGAUUGAUAUUGCUGUGUUUAGGGAGUUAGGGUUAGGACUACUGGGAUUACAGACAAUAUAGGACCAAACCAAGAGAUUGACUGUAGAUUGAUAUUGCUGUGUUUAGGGAGUUUGAUGGAGGCUCAGACCUACACACUGGGAUCACAGACACUAAUGGUAGGUUCCAUUUCCACACAUACUGUAGCUGUACAUGCUACAACUUCCCUUCACAAUUUAACAUCAACAUGUCAUUAAGACUAAAACUGCAUACGCUUAAUACUGACAGUCAGUGUAUUUGUUCUAUAGGACUGGUGUUCAACUACACUAAGCCAGGGGUCCGGCAGGACCAGCGAGGCUGGGAGAUGUGUAUCAGUAUUCCCCUGAUCCAACCAGACAUGUUCAACCUCCUCAACCAGUGGGACCAAUACCUCAACAAGUUCUCAGAUGCCGAGAUGUGGGACCCAGCAUACAAAAGGUGCACCUUCGUAUUGAACUUUAAGAUCCUAUUACUGUAUUACUGAUAUAGGAACAGUUGAUAAAUUAUUACUGUAUUACUGACAGAGGAACAGUUGAUAAAGUAUAUUACUGUAUUACUGACAGAGGAACAGUUGAUAAAGUAUAUUACUGUAUUACUGACAGAGGAACAGUUGAUAAAGUAUAUUACUGUAUUACUGACAGAGGAACAGUUGAUAAAGUAUAUUACUGUAUUACUGACAGAGGAACAGUUGAUAAAGUAUAUUACUGUAUUACUGACAGAGGAACAGUUGAUAAAGUAUAUUACUGUAUUACUGACAGAGGAACAGUUGAUAAAGUAUAUUACUGUAUUACUGACAGAGGAACAGUUGAUAAAUUAUUACUGUAUUACUGACAGAGGAACAGUUGAUAAAUUAUUACUGUAUUACUGACAGAGGAACAGUUGAUAAAUUAUUACUGUAUUACUGACAGAGGAACAGUUGUUCAAAUAUAUUACUGUAUUACUGACAGAGGAACAGUUGAUAAAGUAUAUUACUGUAUUACUGACGGAGGAACAGUUGAUAAAGUAUAUUACUGUAUUACUGACAGAGGAACAGUUGAUAAAGUAUAUUACUGUAUUACUGACAGAGGAACAGUUGUUAAAAUAUAUUACUGUAUUACUGACAGAGGAACAGUUGAUAAAUUAUUACUGUAUUACUGACAGAGGAACAGUUGAUAAAGUAUAUUACUGUAUUACUGACAGAGGAACAGUUGUUCAAAUAUAUUACUGUAUUACUGACAGAGGAACAGUUGAUAAAGUAUAUUACUGUAUUACUGACAGAGGAACAGUUGAUAAAGUAUAUUACUGUAUUACUGACAGAGGAACAGUUGAUAAAGUAUAUUACUGUAUUACUGACAGAGGAACAGUUGAUAAAGUAUAUUACUGUAUUACUGACAGAGGAACAGUUGAUAAAGUAUAUUACUGUAUUACUGACAGAGGAACAGUUGAUAAAUUAUUACUGUAUUACUGACAGAGGAACAGUUGAUAAAUUAUUACUGUAUUACUGACAGAGGAACAGUUGAUAAAUUAUUACUGUAUUACUGACAGAGGAACAGUUGUUCAAAUAUAUUACUGUAUUACUGACAGAGGAACAGUUGAUAAAGUAUAUUACUGUAUUACUGACAGAGGAACAGUUGAUAAAGUAUAUUACUGUAUUACUGACAGAGGAACAGUUGAUAAAGUAUAUUACUGUAUUACUGACAGAGGAACAGUUGUUAAAAUAUAUUACUGUAUUACUGACAGAGGAACAGUUGAUAAAUUAUUACUGUAUUACUGACAGAGGAACAGUUGAUAAAGUAUAUUACUGUAUUACUGACAGAGGAACAGUUGUUCAAAUAUAUUACUGUAUUACUGACAGAGGAACAGUUGAUAAAGUAUAUUACUGUAUUACUGACAGAGGAACAGUUGAUAAAGUAUAUUACUGUAUUACUGACAGAGGAACAGUUGUUCAAAUCUAUUACUGUAUUACUGACAGAGGAACAGUUGAUAAAGUAUAUUACUGUAUUACUGACAGAGGAACAGUUGUUCAAAUCUAUUACUGUAUUACUGACAGAGGAACAGUUGUUCAAAUCUAUUACUGUAUUACUGACAGAGGAACAGUUGUUCAAAUCUAUUACUGUAUUACUGACAGAGGAACAGUUGAUAAAGUAUAUUACUGUAUUACUGACAGAGGAACAGUUGAUAAAGUAUAUUACUGUAUUACUGACAGAGGAACAGUUGUUUUAGCAUUGAGGUAUUGUAUUAAAGUAUUGUAAUGAACAUGUUUAUCUUCUGGUCCUGUAGGUUUAAUGAGGAGACCCACAACUGCUACAACUACACCCUGAUGUUUCUAAACUGUGUGCUAGCAACACAGGGGAAAGGUUCUCUGACCAAAGACCAGUUCACUCAGAGCUUCGUCCUGCCCAGGAUCAAGAGAGCCUGGAAAUACACCACAAUGUGCAGGGAGAUAUCACAGAACUACUUCUAUAUAGUGGACAGUCCUGUUAAUACUACAUAG
Coregonus sp. 'balchen' is the source of this 13440-nucleotide messenger RNA. The record is from the annotation of a GenBank genome assembly. NCBI's taxonomy places the organism in Eukaryota, Metazoa, Chordata, Actinopteri, Salmoniformes, Salmonidae.